Messenger RNA from Tetrahymena thermophila SB210, 552 nucleotides. Its product is annotated as ADP-ribosylation factor-like protein. Gene Ontology annotation, cellular component: microtubule cytoskeleton; cytoplasm. Gene Ontology annotation, molecular function: GTPase activity; GTP binding. The record is from RefSeq and is a predicted model, not a curated record. Lineage: Eukaryota; Ciliophora; Oligohymenophorea; Hymenostomatida; Tetrahymenidae. The transcript has a single exon.
AUGGGCAAGAAUGAUAAUGCAAAUAUUUUUAUCAAGUCUAUUAGUUAAAACCAUAAAAGAUUGAUUUUAACAGGAAACCAAUAGGCUGGAUAAUCUGAGAUUAUUAGAUAAAUUAAUUUGCAUAAAUAUUCUGAGGAAUAUGUUUAAAAUGAAUUUAAUUUUCAUAAAAUAGAUUUUUAGCACUUAAAUAUAAUCAGAAUUACUUUAGAGGAUUAAUGGAGUGUUGAUUAAUAUCCUGAAGGCUUUUUUAAUAAGAAGGAUGGUAUAAUAUAUGUUCUUGAUUCUGAUGACCUAUAUUCAAUUAAUCAAGCAAUUUACACAAUUAAUUAAAUUUUAUAAGUUAAUUUUGAUGCAUAAAUUCCAGUGUUAAUAUUAUUAACAGCAAAAGACUUACAACUAAUAAAUAUUUAUCAAAUUAAAUUACAUUUAAAUGAAUUUAUCCUCAAUAGAGCUAGUGAAAUUCACAUUUAAAAAUACUCUUAAAAAACAGGGGAUGGUAUUUCUGAAGCAUUUGAGUGGCUAAAUUAUGCCUGCAACAAAUAUUGUUCUUGA